Molecule: messenger RNA, 564 nt
Organism: Exophiala aquamarina CBS 119918
Lineage: Eukaryota; Fungi; Ascomycota; Eurotiomycetes; Chaetothyriales; Herpotrichiellaceae
Exons: 1
Coding region: 1-564 (187 amino acids)
Source: RefSeq, a predicted model, not a curated record
AUGUCCGCACUCGACCCCACAGCACCCUCGCAGCCUGGCCAACAGACGGGUCUGAAUCAAUUGCAGAACCCGGCAUCCAAGACUGACAAGGAAGAGACCACCGCCCGGGACACAUCCAAUACUUCCUCUACAACCAUGGACCACCGAAGCCCGCACGAUAUCCCCUCACAGCAUGGCGAGACCGCGAGACCAUCAGCCCUUGGCGCAGGCGACACGGGCCCGCUGGAAGAGAAGCGGAUACCCGAAUCCGAUGCUCAGAACUACUCCAAGGGCGACAGCAACUUGGAGGGCGAGCAGAUGCGCAUGGCAGGCGAGGGUGAAGUGGCGCGAGCGGUACGUUCAGGCGGGGGCGGCGGCCACGCGGAAGAAGGGAGUUUGACGGGAGAUAUCAACCGGCAGGAGAAGGAACAUGCCCAGGCGCUGCACGAGCGUGGAGAGCCGACGGGCAAGGAGUUGGAUGAGGAAGAACACGAAGACUGGACAGGCAAGAAGGCUGAUAUCGCGGAGGCGCUAGGCCAGGAAGACCACCAGCGCCCUCCUGUCGUUCUCGCUGCUGAGGAGUAA